GACCAAGUAUAUCCUAUUAGAAUGCAGCAUAUAUUUAUCUAGUUGGUGGCGCUGAGUGUGCAUCGAGAAACAAGCCAAAUAAUUUCUGUUAUGUCUACUGUGAUUUAUCACAUCUUUUAUCUUCAAAUCGAAAAUCGUUCGAAAUAAUCUCUAUAUUGUUGAAAUACGGCUACUUCUAAUAUGGCAAAGACCAAAACGAUCAGCAAAGGAUGUCCCAAGUGUGAGCAGCAGGUACCCGUUGCCUGUAAAGCCUGUCCUUGCGGACACUCUUUCUUCAAUGCAAGACGUAAUUCCAUAAAGAGUCCACCUAGUCCUGACAGUGGUGUGAUGAAGACAAGGCGAACAAAUCGAAUUAAACGUGAAAAACCAAAUUAUUAUGAUGCUUUGGAGUACGAUAAGCAGACGAAAAAAAGUGCCAAAAUCAGGAGGACUACAGAUGCUGGAAAUGAUAUUGAUUGUCGGCAGUUGAAUAAGAAGAAGAAACGGAAAGGAAAGGGAAAAGGCAAGAAUGGCAGCAAUAGUGGUAUAGGCGACGAUGACGAUGAAAUGGAAGGCAUCAAUGGGUUAUCGCCAGAAAAGCAGCUUACAUGUUCACUUAUUUUACAAGAGCUGAACAAUAAGAUGAAAGUGGUGGCUUGGAAACCCACAUGAAACAUAAAUAGACGCAUGUCCCUUGGCCAAUUUAUACUUUGUACAUAUUAAUUUUGUUUAUAUUUUUUAAGAGUAUCCAUUUAUAUUAAAAAUUACAUUAGAAGCCAGACUUUUUGUACAUAUGAUGUAAAUAGCAUACAACGUGCAAUAUAUCAUAUUUAUGUUGCGCGAAGAAUAGUAUGUGUAAGAGAAUAAACGCGAAGUCAGUUCAUAAAUUUGACUUUAUAAGUGUUCAAUAUGUUUCAGGAAAAGCGCGUGUAAGAAAAUAAAUGAGGAAUUUUACACGCGUUCAAGAUGUUCUCAAAUAUUGUAAUGAAUUCUCGCAGUUGUAAGGCAAUGACUGGCUAAGAAGACUGUGUUUUAAAAGAAAUGCAUUUAAAAUUAUUACAUAGUUUAUAUAAACUAUUAUCAUAUUAGUACUUUAUCAAUUACAACGAAUCAAACUUUUAAAUGCAUUUUUUUUUUUAUUAAUCGACGUUUAGUCGAAUUUAUGUGAUAUAAAAAAAUCUCACUGAUUAAAGCAAAGAAGCCAUUCUACUUGUUGUGAAUGGAAGUUCAUUAA
This is a messenger RNA of Odontomachus brunneus, 1213 nucleotides long. RefSeq names its product UPF0547 protein C16orf87-like. Bases 181 to 651 code for a protein of 156 amino acids. NCBI's taxonomy places the organism in Eukaryota, Metazoa, Arthropoda, Insecta, Hymenoptera, Formicidae. The record is from RefSeq and is a predicted model, not a curated record. The transcript is spliced from 3 exons.